AUGCUGGGCCCCCGAGUCUUGUCCUCCGUGAGGCAGGGGCUGAGCAGGGGCUUAUCUAGGAAUGUGGGGGUCCGAACUUCAGGGGAGGGGAGGAAAGUGGACAUCGCAGGCAUCUACCCCCCUGUGACCACCCCCUUCACCGCCACCGCAGAGGUGGACUAUGGGAAACUGGAGGAGAAUCUGCGCAAACUGGGCACCUUCCCCUUCAGAGGCUUUGUGGUCCAGGGCUCCAACGGUGAAUUCCCCUUCCUGACCAGCAGUGAUCGCCUGGAGGUGGUGAGCCGUGUGCGCCAGGCCAUGCCCAAGGACAAGCUCCUGCUAGCUGGCUCUGGCUGCGAGUCUACUCAAGCCACAGUGGAGAUGACCGUGAGCAUGGCCCAGGUAGGGGCUGAUGCCGCCAUGGUGGUGACCCCUUGCUACUAUCGCGGCCACAUGAACAGCGCUGCCCUCAUUCACCACUACACCAAGGUCGCUGACCUCUCUCCAAUUCCUGUGGUGCUAUACACUGUCCCAGCCAACACAGGGCUGGACCUGCCUGUGGACGCAGUGGUCACACUUUCCCAGCACCCGAAUAUCAUCGGCAUCAAGGACAGUGGUGGUGAUGUGACCAGAAUCGGGCUGAUGAUUCACAAGACCAGAAGGCAGGAUUUCCAGGUGCUGGCUGGAUCGGCUGGCUUCCUGCUGGCCAGCUAUGCCGUGGGAGGCGUGGGGGGCGUGUGUGCCCUGGCCAACGUCCUGGGGGCUCAGGUGUGCCAGCUGGAGCGACUCUGCCUCACAGGACAAUGGGAAGAUGCCCAGAAGCUACAGCACCGCCUAAUCGAGCCAAACACUGCGGUGACCCGGCGCUUCGGGAUCCCGGGGCUGAAGAAAACCAUGGACUGGUUUGGCUACUAUGGAGGCCCCUGCAGGGCCCCCUUGCAGGAGCUGAGCCCUGACGAAGAGGAGGCGCUGCGCAUGGAUUUCACCAACAAUGGCUGGCUCUGAGGGCAAGGAUGGGACAGGCAGGAGCCCAUCCUCAGCCCCUGACUGGCACCUGCAGCCCGAAGAGGAACGAGGGGACACGAGGGCUGGAGGCCCCUUUCCUGCAGUCAGUCCCCCAUGUGCCAUGGACCAGGGGCCACACGCGCUCAUUCCGUGUUCCCACAGCCCCACGGCUCCUUGAAUUUCUGCCCGAAACUCUGGGUCUCCAGAGACCUCAGUCUGGGCAGGAGCAACUGUUUACUUGUCUCUCCACUGUGGAUUCCCACGGCCCAAGGCACGUGAGCCGGGAGCCAGAGGGGAAGAGCAGGGGCAGCCGGGCACAGGAGGGCUGUGUGUUUGAAGGGAGGACCCACCUAGACUUGGGGGUGCAAACCUGACUCUAGCACAAUGCAGGGGGAGCCAGGGCUCCUCGAAGAACCCAGUUCUGACUCUUUCCAGGGGAUGUGAUCAGAAAAAUGUCACUUGUCUUUGAAAGGCACCCCCGCAAGAUGCGUUCCAGCCACAGUGCCCUUUUCUGAAUCCAUUUUGAUUCAUUUCACAUUCUUGUCUCUGGAUUUGAUCUCAACCAUCAAGUGCACAGACAAGCCAGCCUUGGUAAAUAAUGACACCUAGUGGAUAAAUGUUACAUUCUGGAAGGCCGUUGCCAUCAACCCAGGUCUGAAACCUUAGGGAAGGGGGUUGGUCUGAGACAGGACCAUCCAUCCUCUUGCCUAUGGGCACUGUGCUUUUAUUGUUAAAGAUAAUUACUUUGUUAUUGCAAUAAAGUUUAAUAAGCU
Messenger RNA from Phyllostomus discolor (pale spear-nosed bat), 1757 nucleotides. It is a transcript of the gene HOGA1, whose product is annotated as 4-hydroxy-2-oxoglutarate aldolase 1. Gene Ontology annotation, molecular function: N-acetylneuraminate lyase activity; 4-hydroxy-tetrahydrodipicolinate synthase activity. NCBI's taxonomy places the organism in Eukaryota, Metazoa, Chordata, Mammalia, Chiroptera, Phyllostomidae. Gene Ontology annotation, biological process: N-acetylneuraminate catabolic process. The record is from RefSeq and is a predicted model, not a curated record.